AAUAGCAGAAAAAAUGUUGCAGAGUGCAACAGAAUAGCUAACAAGCCUUUCCAAUAGCGAAAAAAAUGGCAGAUAUAGAGAGUAUUCAUAAGCAGAGAAAAAUUAUGGUGGGUGUAGACGAGAGCGAGGAAAGCAUGAAUGCGCUCUCUUGGGCUCUCGAUUUCUUCUGCAUUGGCAAUGCCAAGGACUCCCUUAUUCUAUUACACGCUCAGCCGCCGCCAGGGGAUUACUCAAAUAUGGAUAGUACAGGUUACUUAUUCUCAUCUGAAAUUGAUCAGGCUGUGGAAAAGUACCAGAAAAAUGUGACGGAAAAUGUGUUGAAGAGGGCCAAAAGCAUUUGCAUUGGCAAAAAUGUGUGUGAGGAGAGCAGAGUAUGUGUUGGAGAUGCGAGGGAUGUUAUAUGUGAGGAAGCAGAGAAAAUUAAGCCAGAUUUCUUGGUGAUCGGAAGCCAUGGCUAUGGUACCAUAAAGAGGGCAUUUUUGGGGAGUGUCAGCGAUUACUGUGCACAUAAUGUGAAGUGCCCGGUUUUGAUUGUGAAGCAUCUCAAGAAAUGAGUUCUUGAGACUGUUGAUGAUAUGAGAUUUUCACAAUUCAUAGAAUUUAUCUGUGAGCAAAUUUUUGAAAUUGAUUGUGUGCAAGUUUUUGAAUCAACGUUUUGGAUCACAUUCUGUGAUCGAUCAUCAGAAUGAAAGAGAACAAAAUAAAAUGAGACUAUGUUAAUCCAACUGCUACCAAAAUGAUUGCAAUGCUGAUGUUCCUUUUCAAAUGUCUAUGCUUAAACCCUAAAUAUGAAUUGUAUUGGUGUUCUUGUUAAGAUAGCUUAAAAGGUUUUAUUUAAGUUGCUUCUCUCGUAUAAUGUAUGGAGCCCUUAAAGCUUACCCAAACUCUCAUAGGUUAUUAUAUUUAUCUAAUGUAUGUAUGUUUGGUAUGCAAACACAUUUCUGCAUA
Molecule: messenger RNA, 948 nt
Organism: Cryptomeria japonica (Japanese cedar)
Lineage: Eukaryota; Viridiplantae; Streptophyta; Pinopsida; Cupressales; Cupressaceae
Product: universal stress protein A-like protein
Exons: 4
Coding region: 66-554 (162 amino acids)
Source: RefSeq, a predicted model, not a curated record